This is a messenger RNA of Petromyzon marinus (sea lamprey), 2154 nucleotides long. RefSeq names its product glucose-6-phosphatase 3-like. The record is from RefSeq and is a predicted model, not a curated record. NCBI's taxonomy places the organism in Eukaryota, Metazoa, Chordata, Hyperoartia, Petromyzontiformes, Petromyzontidae. Gene Ontology annotation, biological process: gluconeogenesis; glucose 6-phosphate metabolic process. Gene Ontology annotation, cellular component: membrane. Gene Ontology annotation, molecular function: glucose-6-phosphatase activity.
CAACCCACCACCCAAUCGCACGGCGACCGCGGAGAGCGACGCCAAAAGCUCCCGACGGAAGGUGGCGGGCGGGCACCCAGCACCCACCCGGCACUCGCGUGCACCACGUCGGGCCCCUCGUGAAGGCCAUCAUGUGCCGGUGCCAACUCAAUGAACGCCCGCGGCGGCCCCGACUUCACCGCCAUCAGCGGCAGUACCAGGGCCUUUUAAUGCCCGCCAUGCGGUGGACAUCAGCUUGACUCGCUCACCGACCGACUCGCUCGACUGACAUUGCUUACAGCAGAACUCGCUCACCUACCCACCCACCCACCUUACCGAUUAACCCAAAUCAUCGAACCCCUCUUGAAACCCCCGCCACCUCCCAUCACUCACCCCCAGAGUGCACCCAUGGAGGCGGCAGUAUACGCGCACGGCGUGGAGGUGGCGGCGAGGCUCCAGGCGGCCGUGCGGGGCCCGACGGGAGCCGCUGGGGAGGCCGGGCCCCUGGCGCGCCUCCUGCUGCUUGCGAGCGACCUCGGGGACCCGCGAACUGCGCACCUGCUGCUGAUGCCGCUUGCCCACGGCCUCUGCCCAGGCCUGGGCCGCGCCGUGCUCUGGGUGGCUCUGAUGGCAGAGUGGCUCAACCUGGUGCUCAAAUGGCUGCUGUUUGGUGAGCGGCCCUACUGGUGGGUGCUCGAGUCUGGUUUUAACUCCACCGGCAUCUUGCAGCUGGAACAGUUCCCCAACACCUGUGAAACUGGACCAGGCAGCCCGUCAGGCCAUGCCAUGGUGUCGGCCGCAGCGUGGGUGGUGCUGGCUUCGUGGACGUCUGCCCGCCUUCGCUCCAUUGCCAACAAGUGGGUGGCCUGGGCCGUGUCAUACGGGACACUGCUGGCAUUGCUGUCCGCUGUUGGGGUGUCCCGCAUCUACAUCCUCGCUCACUUCCCGCACCAGGUGCUGGGCGGAACGCUCGCAGGACUAUUUCUGGGUCAGGUCCUCGGUAGAUAUUUGCCCAAAACACAGCGGCUACUUCCCUACGUAGCUUGGUCUCUCAGCCUUUUAGGCAUCGCCUUCGCCAUGUUCUACGGAAUGCAGUUCCUGGGAUUCAACAUCAACUGGUCGGUGCAGCUGGCGGAGCGGUGGUGCAUGCGGCGCGAGUGGGUGCGGCUCGACACCACGCCGCUCGCCUCUCUCAUGCGUGACUCGGGCACGUGCCUGGGCCUGGGCCUGGCGGCGUGGCCCGGCGCCGCCCCCGCCCCCGGCUCGCACCGCAGCCGUCUCGCCUGCGCCGCGGCCUCGCUGGGCAUCUUGCACGCGGCCGAGUGGGUCCGGCUACCGAGCGCCUCGCCGGCCAUCUUCUACCUGCUGUGCUUUGCGAAGGGCACGCUGGCGCCUAUCAUCGCGAUGCUGGCCGUGCCGCUUGCCGUGGGCAUCGCUUCUGGGAGCGGGAAGGCCCUCAAGCGUAAUUAGCAUGCAAGCCUGUUGGCCUUUGGCAAAUCACAUCGUACACUUUUCUACCACCGAUAUAACAUGUAUUAUUUCAAGGCAGGCUGACUGCUGAUGAUGAGAAAGUGAACGUAAACAUUUGUCCAAAGUUUUCUUACAUUGAAGCAAUGCUACGCAUAAGAUAUACUUCCAGAAGGCCAUGUGGCCAAUAGUUUGUGUAAACAAAUAAUUAAAUGUUUGAUGUGAAGAAACAGACAUAUGCAGGAGGCAUUAUUUACAGCAUUUUGUCAUGAGAGGGGCUCUACUGCUCUGAUUUUCGUUCUUCGUAUGCUUCUGUACAUCCUAGUCACAUCCACUAUUUUCACAUCUCUUUCUGCCCGCAUCCUUCCACAUCACCCUAGGUCUCCCUCUGCUCCUUCUGCCCUGCACCGAUCGUAACUAAUUGCAUCUUCUUUGUAUCUUCUCUGUCUCUUCUCAACACAUUUCCAAACCAUUUACAUCUUGCCUACUUCACCUUCAGAAUAUUUAUAACCCCUGCUAAGACUCUAACGUCUUCAUUCCUCAUUUUUCUUGAGGUAUUCCCAACUUCAAUCUCAGCAUCUUCACCUCUGCCCUUUCAAGCCCUCAUCUUUCUUAUUCCAUCCUCGGUGCCCACAUCUCUGCACCAUAAUAACAGCACUGGUCCAUUAUAUCAUGAUGAACUUGAAAUAUAAUAUUUAAAAGUGUAAA